GGGAAAUUAAAAAAAAAAGAUGGGAAUAUUGCCAGAUACUGAUCCACAAUAUAGACAAGUUUUAAACUUCAACGAAUCUGAUGUGACAAUUGUCAAUCUCUGUUGUUUAUAACAUGUUUCUCAAAGUCAGGAUCAGACACCACUUCUCAUGUAUAAAUACACACAACACCAAUUGGAUUUGGUAAAACGGAAUCUCAAAAGUGUGUGUGAGAGAGAGAGAGAGAGAGAGAAUGGGCAAAGGAAGAGCACCAUGUUGUGACAAAAGCAAAGUAAAGAGAGGACCAUGGAGCCAAGAUGAAGACUUCAAACUCAUCUCUUUCAUUCACAAGUAUGGUCAUGAGAACUGGAGAUCUCUCCCAAAGCAAGCUGGAUUGUUGAGGUGUGGCAAGAGUUGUCGUCUACGAUGGAUUAAUUACCUCAGACCUGAUGUGAAACGUGGCAAUUUCACCGCAGAGGAAGAAGAAACCAUCAUUAAACUUCACCAGAGCUUUGGUAACAAGUGGUCGAAGAUUGCUUCUAAACUUCCGGGAAGAACAGACAAUGAGAUCAAGAAUGUGUGGCAUACACAUCUCAAGAAAAGAUUGAGCUCAAAAACUAACCUUAAUGUCGAUGAAGCGGCUUCAAAAGGUUCUUUGAAUGAAGAAGAGAACUCUCAAGAGUCAUCUCCAAAUGCUUCAAUGUCUUUUGCUGGUUCCAACAUUUCAAGCAAAGACGAUGAUGCACAGAUAAGUCAAAAAACGUUUGAGCAUAUUCUAACUUUUAGCGACUUUACGGAGAUGCUACAAGAGGUAGACAAACCAGAGCUCCUGGAGAUGACUUUUGAUAUAGAUCCAGACAUCUGGAGUUUCAUAGAUGGUUCAGACUCAUCAUUCCAACAACCUGAGAACAGAGCUCUUCAAGAGUCUGAAGAAGAUGAAGUUGAUAAAUGGUUCAAGCACCUGGAAUGCGAACUCGGGUUAGAAGAAAACGAUAACCAACAACAACAACAACAGCAUAAACAGGGAACAGAAGAUGAAAAUUCAUCAUCACUCUUGGAGAGUUACGAGCUCCUGAUACAUUAAUGAAGCCAUAAAGCAAAAGACAUUUUCACCUUAAAAACGAAAUUAUUAUCCUCAUGAAAAUCUACAAUAGAGCUAAAUUCUUGGCAUCUUUAGUAGAUAGGCGCAUAUAAUAGCAAUCGAAGAAACGUCAAAAUGUAGAUAUUACAGAGUUGAAAGAUUGUAUUUGCAAAUGAUUGCUUUGUAGUGAAACCAAGUUAUCGCAAGCAAACAACCAUCUAGAAAUGGAAAGCUGACAGUUAUAAGAAA
Molecule: messenger RNA, 1307 nt
Organism: Arabidopsis lyrata subsp. lyrata
Lineage: Eukaryota; Viridiplantae; Streptophyta; Magnoliopsida; Brassicales; Brassicaceae
Product: transcription factor MYB58
Exons: 3
Coding region: 231-1061 (276 amino acids)
Source: RefSeq, a predicted model, not a curated record